GUGUCAUUUCACUUCAAAAGAAAAUAGGGCAAUAUGUAAAUACUGCCCCAAACAAUACAGUUUGCAAGCCAAUCAAGAAGUUUUAGAACAUUUGCGUCAUUGCCAUCAAGAUAAACUAACACUAUCAGAAAAACAACGUCUUCAAGACAAAUUCAUACACUGGGUUUGGGACUAUAUGCGUCCAAAAGAACAUGUAGCGCAGUGUAAAAUAUGCUUGAAAACCAUCCCAGAUUAUAAUAUGUAUAAUAUAAAGAGACACCUGAUAAAGAUUCAUGGAAUAACGACUCCGAAAGAAGUAGACGAUAAUGCCGCAAGAUCAUCAAAAAGAUGUCCAAUUGAAAAGGAGCAAGCUGAAAAGGAGCAAGUUCACGAAAUAACGACUCCGAAAGAAGUAGACGAUAAUGCCGCAAGAUCAUCAAAAAGAUGUCCAAUUGAAAAGGAGCAAGCUGAAAAGGAGCAAGUUCACGAAAUAACGACUCCGAAAGAAGUAGACAAUAAUGCCGCAAGAUCAUCAAAAAGAUGUCCAAUUGAAAAGGAGCAAGCUGAAAAGGAGCAAGUUCACGAAAUAACGACUCCGAAAGAAGUAGACGAUAAUGCCGCAAGAUCAUCAAAAAGAUGUCCAAUUGAAAAGGAGCAAGCUGAAAAGGAGCAAGUUCACGAAAUAACGACUCCGAAAGAAGUAGACGAUAAUGCCGCAAGAUCAUCAAAAAGAUGUCCAAUUGAAAAGGAGCAAGCUGAAAAGGAGCAAGUUCACGAGUAA
Monomorium pharaonis (pharaoh ant) is the source of this 760-nucleotide messenger RNA. RefSeq names its product axoneme-associated protein mst101(2)-like. The coding region runs from base 176 to 760 and encodes 194 amino acids. The transcript has 6 exons. The record is from RefSeq and is a predicted model, not a curated record. NCBI's taxonomy places the organism in Eukaryota, Metazoa, Arthropoda, Insecta, Hymenoptera, Formicidae.